This is a messenger RNA of Nematocida ausubeli, 987 nucleotides long. RefSeq lists its product as uncharacterized. The record is from RefSeq and is a predicted model, not a curated record. The transcript has a single exon. The coding region runs from base 1 to 987 and encodes 328 amino acids. NCBI's taxonomy places the organism in Eukaryota, Fungi, Microsporidia.
AUGUCAGAAGUAGUAAUAAUAAUUGAAGGCAUAAAAGACGAAAUUGCAACGUAUCUGUGCAAGUCUUUCAAGUACAUCUUACAGAAGGAAUAUUCAAUAAGUUGCCUGGAAAUGGAUGGUCUUGCGAUUUCCUUGAUGAACCCAACUUUCAACGGGGUCUCUCCAAAUGAGCUAAAGUGCCGAGAAUACUUUAUAGAACUCUCCAAGAGCAAGAAUGUCAUUAUGAUAACAGAUAUUGAGUACAGACGAGAAGACUACUACACAGAAGAGUACACAAUUGACACAAAAUACAUUCUAGUCGUAAAUGACUCUCUAGUGCCUGGCUCCCCAGAUCUGGCAUAUUAUGAUAGAAGAAUAGAGAUUGAAACACAAUCUUCCCCAAAUAACACAAACUACUAUACUAUGUAUAAUAACUGCAAGAACUACAAGGAAAAGCUUAUUGUUCUGUUGAACAACAUUAAAAGAAAUCUGAUCAGCUGCCAAAAGCACAAAAUAGUCCAUAAGCUGUACUUGCUUACUCGCUACAGUAAUUUGUGUGUUCUAAACAUAGGAUAUAACAUAUUCUAUAUGGAAGAAUCUGCAGUUCUUGAGAACAUCAAAAAGCUGCUUGCAAGUCUAAAGAGCAAAUACACGCUCUAUCUGUACAGUAAGCUGAACAUUGCAAAUAUUCUGCAUACAUAUAACAUAGUCAACGUAAUACAAGUGAAGUCUAAGCACUCUGUAAGCAAGGAAGGCAACAAGUACAAGCUCUCAACAGGAAGGUCCAUAAACAUAACAGAAAUAGACAGAGGCCUUAAUGUGGCGCAAAUAGUCUCAAUGGUUGAAAGAAUGGAGAAGUCUCUUUUGGUUGGAGACAUAAGCCUGCUCAAAGGAGUAAUAAGAUACAUAAAGAAAGACGACAUGGAUGUUAAAAUAGGAAGUGGCUCAGUAAUAAAGCUAGUGGUCAAUGGGGCAGAGGUAAUUGAGAAAAGAUAUGAAGUAAAAUAG